AUGUGCAGAGCCUUCCCCACCACACUGAAGGGCCCCGCAAGGAUCUGUUUCAGCAGGCUGAUGCCCAACUCCAUUAGUUCCUUCAAAGAGUUAAGCGCCCAAUUUGCAUCGCAGUUCAUCGGGGGACACAGGUAUAAGAAGUCUACGGCAUGCUUGAUGAACAUUAAGCAGCGAGAGGAUGAGACGCUGAGGUCCUACAUCACCCAUUUUAACAAGGAAGCGCUCUCGAUUGAUGAAGUUGACGACAAAAUACUUGUAGCAGCCUUCACAAAUGGGUUGCGGAAAGGUAAGUUUUUGUUUUCUUUAUACAAAAACGACCCAAAAACCAUGUUGGAUGUACUUUACAGAGCCACUAAGUACAUGAAUGCCGAGGAUGCACUACUGGCUCGAGAGGAAAAGCCUAGAAAGAGAGAAAUGCAAGAAGACCCGCGACAGGACAAGGGGCAAAAGAUGGCAAAGACCGGAGAGCAAAAAGAUGACAGGUGCUUUAAGCCCCCGAUGGGGAGAUUCACAAGCUUCACCCCACUAACCGCCCCAAUCGACCAAGUCCUAAUGCAAAUAAAUGACGAAAGAGCCUUAACCUUCCCUGGAAAGUUGAAGGGGGAUCCCAACAAACAGCCUAGAGACAUAUACUGCCGCUUCCACCGAGAUCAUGGUUAUGACAUGACCGACUGCUAUGACCUGAAGUAG
Messenger RNA from Quercus lobata, 690 nucleotides. RefSeq lists its product as uncharacterized. The transcript has a single exon. The coding region runs from base 1 to 690 and encodes 229 amino acids. The record is from RefSeq and is a predicted model, not a curated record. Lineage: Eukaryota; Viridiplantae; Streptophyta; Magnoliopsida; Fagales; Fagaceae.